Molecule: messenger RNA, 1792 nt
Organism: Camellia sinensis
Lineage: Eukaryota; Viridiplantae; Streptophyta; Magnoliopsida; Ericales; Theaceae
Gene: HAG2
Product: histone acetyltransferase of the GNAT family 2
Biological process (GO): subtelomeric heterochromatin formation
Cellular component (GO): nucleus
Molecular function (GO): histone acetyltransferase activity
Source: RefSeq, a predicted model, not a curated record
ACAUAUAUAUAUACAUACACACACUAUGUGCAUUUCCCGCCUCUCACUAUUUCCCGCUCCGAAGAAACCCUAACUGCCGAAAAAUGGGGACGAAGCACCACUCCUCCGAUCCCGUUUCAGACCCCAAGAAGCGCCGCCGUGUCGGAUUCUCCCAAAUCGAUGCUGGAAUCGAAGCUAACGAUUGCAUCAAAAUCUAUCUGGUUUCUAGCAAAGAGGAGGUGGAUGCUCCAGAUAGCUUUUGUAUUCAGCCAGUUGACUUGAACCACUUUUUCGAAGAAGAUGGAAAAAUUUAUGGUUACCAAGGGUUGAAGAUCACCAUUUGGGUCAGCAGCAUAUCUUUUCAUGCAUAUGCUGAGAUUACAUUUCAGAGCACAUCUGAUGGAGGCAAAGGGAUUACAGAUCUGAAAUCUGCUCUCCAGAAUAUUUUUGCUGAGAAUAUUGUUGAGAAAAAAGAGGAUUUCCUUCAAACAUUUUCAACCGAGUGUGAUUAUGUUAAAUCUAUUGUCUCAAAAGGGGAGAUAUUGCAGCAAAACACCACCAAUGGGCACAACAGUGAUUCUAACAGUUAUUUGAAGACAGAUUGUUCUGAUUUGGAGGUUAUUCGCGUUGUGGUGGGCACCAUGCCUGUUGGGCACCUUUACAGUCGAUUGGUACCUCUUGUUCUUAUCCUUGUAGAUGGUAGCAAUCCUAUUGACAUUACUGAUCCAAGAUGGGAGAUUCUUCUCAUAGUUCAGAAGAAAAUUGAUCUGCAAGGCGGCAAUCAACUUAGAUUGCUUGGUUUUGCAGCGAUAUAUCGUUUUUACCAUUAUCCCGACAGUUUGCGCUUGCGUCUUAGUCAGAUACUUGUAUUGCCUCCUUACCAGCACAAAGGUUACGGCCGACAUCUUCUAGAGGUGCUUAAUAAUGUUGCGAUUUGUGAAAAUGUUUAUGACUUGACAAUUGAAGAGCCUUUGGAUUCCUUACAACACGUGCGAACGUGUAUUGAUGUGGGACGCCUGCUUGUUUUUAACCCAAUCCAGAAAGCCCUCGAUUCCACAAUUUUACGUCUGAAGCAAGAAAAUCUCUCAAAGAAAAGCCAAACGUCUUGUUUUGGGCCACCUCCAAGUGCUAUUGACCACGUUAGGAAAAGUUUGAAAAUUAACAAGAAACAGUUUCAACAAUGUUGGGAGGUGCUCAUCUAUCUUGGCCUUGAUUUUGUAGACAAGCAAAUCGACAAUUUCAUGACUGUCAUUUCAGAUCGUGUUAGAGCCGAUGUCAUAGGGAAGGACUCGGGGGCUGCAGAGAAGCGGGUGAUUGAAUUUCCAACAGAUUAUGAUCAAGAAAUGUCGUUUGUUAUGUUCAGGUGCAAGAAUGGUGAAGCUAGUAGGAUUGACAUGGAUGAAAAUCAAACCAAUCAAGAGCAGCAGCUGAAAGAACUAGUUGAUGAAAGGAUGAAAGAGAUCAAGUCGAUUGCACAGAAGGUAUGUCCUCGAAGUUCAUGAAGACUUGCAAGGCCAUUCCAUCGUUGUUUGGUUUGUUUGGUGUCCAUGAAUCUGCCAGGAAAGUGAAAGUUCUGGAAGAGGUUGGAAUGCAUUGAGGGCUUGCCUGUAAAUGAAUGAGCUGUUUCCUUAGUUCUAGAAUGAACUUUAAUUUGCAGUCAUGUUGUUUGGAUUAUUAGCUAGAACUCCUUUAUGAUUUAUGAAGUGAAACUUGAAAUCAUGCUAUUAUUCUAUAUUUUGAGCAGGCUGUAGGUAGGUGCGAUUAUUAACACAUGGAAAACAACCAACUUGUAUGUUCAAUUUGUUUUGGCAUA